UCCAUCAUAAUUUGUCGACAACACCCACAGACAUUUAAUCAGCAUACUAUAUCGCUGCUGCUCCAUCUCCUGUUGCGCUCUAUUUUGUAGUGUGUGUUACAAUGGCCUCAAGAGCGCGUUUGACAUCCGCUUUUACUCGACCCAGCUGGUAUCCUUUCCGAGUACCACCCGCUGCCUAUCAACAGCCCAUUCGAUAUCAAAGCAGGCAGUCUCUCCUUCAUUCCCAAUAUUCGAGCCGCCUAUUCCGGCGAAAUUACAGCAAGAAGCGGUCUACGAACUCGCAUCCAGACCCAACACCGCAUCUAGGCAGUCCAGAGCCGCAGUCAUUUACAGCUCGUCUCAAGAAGCUAUCCAGAGAAUAUGGAUGGACAGUGGUCGGAGUAUAUCUUGCACUCACCGUCGCCGACCUGCCACUGUGCUUUCUUGCCGUCAAGUACGUUGGUGCAGAACGGAUAGAUCACGUUGAGCAUGUGGUUGUUGGUGGGGCGAAAGACUUGAUAGGAAGGUAUUUCCCCAAUCUGUUCGAUAAGGGAGGUGAAAGCGAUUCCGAAAUUGAGGCCGCUCAGGCUGAACAGGAAGAGCAGAGCGGAGGGCCGACCUUCUGGACAAAACUUGGAUUGGUCUUUUUGGUGCACAAGUCUUUCAUAUUCAUACGGGUGCCUCUCACAGCAGCUGUAACCCCGAAAGUGGUGAAGACCUUGCGCGGUUGGGGUUACGAUAUUGGGAAGAGAAAACCGAAAAGAAAAUGAGUCGGACAUUCCCACCUAAUCGAGAGCACGCACAUACCUGAGUAUGUCGUCUAGCU
Molecule: messenger RNA, 805 nt
Organism: Paraphaeosphaeria sporulosa
Lineage: Eukaryota; Fungi; Ascomycota; Dothideomycetes; Pleosporales; Didymosphaeriaceae
Exons: 3
Coding region: 102-749 (215 amino acids)
Cellular component (GO): mitochondrion
Source: RefSeq, a predicted model, not a curated record